AUGAUAUUGACAGGAUUCAAACCUCAGAACGAGAUUGACCUCGGGUACGCGGGCAUCCAGCUAAGAAACGACGAGAACAUGCCCAACCACAUGUGUUUCGAACAGCUCGACGCAUUCGCUCCCUCCACGGCAACCUCCUCCUCAGGGGAGCAUUCCCCACUCACGGACACUCUGUUCCACGAUCAGCCACUGGACACGCCAAGCUCGCUCAUCACUACCCCUACGCAGGACCAGAUCUUUAUAUCGAACAACCCUCUGUUCACGUCGCCCACAGACCAGCGAGGGGACACCACCAGCACAAAGGGGCCUCGCAUAAAGCGCGAGGACUCGGAUGAUGUGCGCCUGCAGACCCCCAAAGUAACGCCCACGGCAAAGACGAGAACGAGAGCCUCAUCCAACGCGUCCUCUCCGUCCGCAAAGUCGAGAAAGAGACUGACAAAACAUCAAAAGGAGGCACACAACAAAAUAGAGAAACGGUACAGGAUCAACAUCAACACUAGGAUAGCCAAGCUGCAGCAGAUCAUUCCGUGGGUCGCAGCGGACGACACAGCGUUCGAAGUGAGCGACACGGUGAAGAAGUCGGACACUCCGGGCACAAAGUUGAACAAGUCAAUAAUAUUAGAAAAGGCCGUCGACUACAUACUGUACUUGCAAAACAACGAAAACUUGUACGAGUUGGAAGUACAAAGAUUGAGAAGUGAGCUAGAUCUAAUGAAAAACGUAAGGACAACACAAGAAUUCGGAGACAACGUCCCCCCACUACACCAACUACCAACUGGACUGUGA
This is a messenger RNA of Huiozyma naganishii CBS 8797, 786 nucleotides long. RefSeq names its product basic helix-loop-helix domain-containing protein. The transcript has a single exon. The coding region runs from base 1 to 786 and encodes 261 amino acids. Gene Ontology annotation, molecular function: protein dimerization activity. Lineage: Eukaryota; Fungi; Ascomycota; Saccharomycetes; Saccharomycetales; Saccharomycetaceae. The record is from RefSeq and is a predicted model, not a curated record.